AAAGCUAUAUUUAUAUAGCACCUUUUUGAAACAGAGAUCCAAAGUGCUUUACAAACAAGACAUAUACAUAAGGGUAUAACCAUAACCAAUCAAACAAGCAUAGGGAGCAUGUAAAUACAAACAAAGGAAGAUAAGACAAGAGAGAAGUGUAACUGGGGGAAAGGUCAUGAAGUGCCUUAUAUGUAAUAAGUAAGAUCUUAUUGUUGAUUCUAAAUUCUACCGGAAGCCAAUGAAGGGAUGUGAGAACAGGAGUAAUGUGGGACCGACGGCUGGUUCUGGUUAAAAGUGUGGCGGCUGCAUUUUGGACUAACUGUAAACGAUUUAACGAAGCUUGACUGAGGCACGUUUAGAGAGAGUUACAGUUAUCUAGACGGGAGGAAAUGAACAGUAGAAACCACAGCGACCCAGCUUCCUCUUUACCCACAAGUCUUAACCAAAAACACAAUGAAACACGUCUUUUUGUUGAUUCUCUUGUGUCACGUUUCAUCAGCAGUGAAACACUCCCUGAAGUUUAUCUUCACUGGAUCUUCUGGAGUCCCAAACUUCCCAGAGUUUGUGGCUGCUGGAGUGGUUGAUGAUAUUCUGUCCGGUUACUGCGACAGCAACAAAAAGAUAGUAGAACCAAAACAGGACUGGGUGAAAAAAUUAUUUGAAGAUGAUCCUCAGCACUUCGAGUUGUACACUACAGAGUGUUCAGAGAAGCCACUCUUCUUCAAAGCCAGAAUUAAUAAUUUGAAGCAGCGCUUCAACCAAAGUGGAGGUGUCCAUGUUUUACAGAGGAUGAGUGGAUGUGAGUGGGAUGAUGAGACUGGAGAGGUUAAUGGCUUUAAUAAGUAUGGUUAUGAUGGAGAAGACUUCAUAUCUUUUGACCUGAAGACAUUGACAUGGAUCAAUCUGAAACCUCAGGCUGUCACCACCAAACUGAGAUGGGAUACUGACAAAGCUAGAAUAAAAUACAAUGAGAAUUACCUCACUGAGAUUUUCCCUGAGUGGUUGAAGAAGUAUGUGGCCUAUGGAAACAGCUCUCUGCAGAGAAAAGGUAGAAUCACAUGACCUGAUUUAGUUUCAUGAACUCAACAAUGUUCCUAUAAUCUGCUCAGACUGAACUGCCAUUGUAUGAUCACAUCAAUCAGUGUGACAUUACCUUAUGACAGUUUUCUGUGCAGUAAGAUUUGAUUUAGUCCUAACCAGUCAGUAGAGACAUUUUUGGGUGCUCUGAGGUUACUUUCAAUUAAAGCUGAUACUGUGACAGUCAGUGUUUUAGUAUGACUUAAAUCAGUUUACAGAGUUUCAGUGUUUCAAAAUAGAAAUAGUUCCACUGAAUAUUGACACUGUGUUUGAGUACUUUGCUGCCACAUUCUCUCUCUCUCU
Molecule: messenger RNA, 1371 nt
Organism: Dicentrarchus labrax (European seabass)
Lineage: Eukaryota; Metazoa; Chordata; Actinopteri; Moronidae
Product: major histocompatibility complex class I-related gene protein
Exons: 3
Coding region: 445-1053 (202 amino acids)
Biological process (GO): immune response
Cellular component (GO): external side of plasma membrane
Source: RefSeq, a predicted model, not a curated record